This is a messenger RNA of Folsomia candida, 1516 nucleotides long. Its product is annotated as sodium-dependent glucose transporter 1. NCBI's taxonomy places the organism in Eukaryota, Metazoa, Arthropoda, Collembola, Entomobryomorpha, Isotomidae. The record is from RefSeq and is a predicted model, not a curated record. The transcript is spliced from 5 exons. Bases 1 to 1401 code for a protein of 466 amino acids. Gene Ontology annotation, biological process: transmembrane transport.
AUGACGUCAAAAUUGAAAAAUGAUCCUCAACCUCCACCACACCCAAAAAAGCUCAAAUAUCUCACAACUAUCUCCAUCAUGUUAGGAAACAUAACUUUCGGCUGCGCCUUCAACUUUUAUUCUCCUGCCCUGGAAGAUAUCAGAAUUAAGUAUGAAACCGAUGUCGACGAUAUUUCUACAGUUUUUACAAUAAUGUUGGUGUGCUAUUGUGCUGGAGCGUUAUCUUCCAUGAUAAUUUAUAAGUAUAUAAACCGACAACUGGGCGUCAUAAUUUGCCUUGGUGGAAUGGCUGCCGGGUUAUUUCUAACGCCCCAUUGUCCUUCAAAAACCUUAUUUUUUGUGGUUGGUGGAAUGCUCGGAUAUUUUGUUGGCUCGUACGAUGCAACACAAGUAGUUUGGAUGAUUGAAAUUUGGCAGGAAAAAUCUGGUCCAUUCAUUCAAGGCCAACAUUUCUGCUACGCGUUGGGAACCAAUAUUCCACCCUUACUUUUAGGACCAUUCUUAAGGGGCGAUGUCGAUGAGGACGAUGAAGAUGUGACCACGACGCCCAUGUCUCAAUCCGAAUCUAAAAUGUAUAUUCCCUUUUCAAUCGGUGGAAGCCUGAGUGCUGCUGCAUGUUGCAUACAAGUGUUUCUCUUUAUAUUUUAUCGCUAUUAUAAACCCCCACUGUAUAAUAAUAAUAAUAACAAUAACGAUACUUAUGAUGAUCAAAAUAACAACAAUGAAUCUACAAAUCCAACUGAACCUGAAGAAACUUUCAAAAAAUCUAAAACGUCUAAAACAAUCCUGGAUGUCGUAACUUCGCAAAAGUUUAAGUUGGUUCUGGUCAUGGGGGCGUUCGCUGGUGCGUAUCAAGGGAUGGAGAUGUGUACUUUACAAUUCAUCCCGACUUUUGGUCAGUAUUCUGCCAUCGACUUAUCAGAAUCUUCCGCCGCUUCGGUUCUCACCGGUUUGACAGCAGCAUUCGCAGUGGGACGAUUUUUUGGAAUUUUUAUCAUUUUAAAAGUCCAUCCCAUCGUAAUGUUGAUGGUCAGUCUGGUCAUCGUCUUUAUUGGAAAUACGAUCCUGUUUUUCUGGGCUGGUGAAAGUGUGACCAUGUUUUGGGUGGCUUGUUGCGUUGUGGGGCUAGGCUUUAGCACGAUUUACGCCAGUUUCAGCGCGUUUAUGGAGAAGCACAUCAUUUUUACGGAUUUUGUGGGAGGUUGGAUGAUUGUCUGCGGGUCCUCUCUGGCAGCGAUAUAUCCGAUAAUUGUUGGAGCUAGUAUUGAAGAUGAUACCGUAAUUUUGAGCUGGGUUAAUUAUGUCAGUAUUGGAAUUUGUGCAAGCUCGUUAGGAAUUGGGUGGUGGUUGGUCAGUGGCAAUAAUAAUGUUAAAGAAAGGACGCAAAAGCAGAGAGUUUAGUUUUGUGAUAAUUUUAUUGUUACGUUUGUUGUUACAUAAAUGUAGGAAAAAAUGUUAUUUUUAUACUUCCUUAUGUGAUUGAUUACUAUAUCAGUAAAAUAUUUUGUAAAACCUG